Molecule: messenger RNA, 529 nt
Organism: Nicotiana tabacum (common tobacco)
Lineage: Eukaryota; Viridiplantae; Streptophyta; Magnoliopsida; Solanales; Solanaceae
Source: RefSeq, a predicted model, not a curated record
AUACGUUGGUAUUGCCGUCAUAUCUAUCAUUGUGGUGCCAAUUAUCUUCCACUCACUGAAAUGGUAUCACAUUCUGGUUGCCUAUGUAAUUGCUCCAGUUUUGGCCUUCUGCAAUUCUUAUGGAAGUGGCCUCACAGAUUGGUCUUUGGCCUCAAAUUACGGAAAAAUUGCAAUCCUUACAUUUAGUUAUUGGGUUGGUUUGCAAAAUGGUGGAGUGAUUGCUGGCCUUGCUUCAUGUGGAUUGGUGAUGAGCAUACUCGACACAGCUGCUGGCUUGAUGGGAGAUUUCAAGACUGGUUACUUAACGCUAACAUCGCCGCGUUCCAUGUUCUUUAGCCAAGUCAUUGGAACUGCCAUGGGCUGUGUGAUAACACCACUAGUUUUCUGGAUUUUCCACAGUGCCUAUAAAUUGGGUGAUCCAGAAGGUUCAUACCCUGCACCGUAUGCAUUGAUGUAUUUGGUUCUUUGUGGCUGCGAUUGUGAUCAACUUACUGACUCAGCUGCUGAAAAAAUUCGAGACCAAGUAUAG